Messenger RNA from Rhagoletis pomonella (apple maggot), 627 nucleotides. RefSeq names its product larval cuticle protein A2B (gene Cpr64Ac). The coding region runs from base 1 to 627 and encodes 208 amino acids. Gene Ontology annotation, cellular component: extracellular matrix. NCBI's taxonomy places the organism in Eukaryota, Metazoa, Arthropoda, Insecta, Diptera, Tephritidae. The record is from RefSeq and is a predicted model, not a curated record. The transcript is spliced from 2 exons.
AUGAUCACUAAGGUGGCGUUGGUCCUCUGCUUCGGCCUGUCGCUAGCCGUUGCCUCGCCCAUCGACGCCUAUGGCCACGGCGGCGGGUACGCAAUCUCCGCACCCAUUUCAUACGCUGCACCAGCCAUCUCUUACGCCGCACCCAAGAUCCUUGCAGCCGCACCAGCAAUCAGUCACCAGGUGAUACACGCGCCUGCGCCCGCGCACGCCAUAGCCUUGGCGCCCGCACCUGCCAUCAUCAAGGCAGCGCCGGCUGUUGCUGUCGCCAAAGUAAUCGAACCGGAGCCAUAUGAUCCGAAUCCGCAGUAUAGCUUCUCGUAUGGCGUGACAGAUCAUCACACUGGCGAUUCCAAAUCGGCCGAAGAGUCGCUGGUCGAUGGCGUCGUACACGGCAGUUAUUCGCUGGCCGAACCCGAUGGCUCCAUACGUAAGGUCACCUACACAGCGGACAAGAUUAACGGUUUCAAUGCUGUGGUCGAGAAGCAAGGCGGCCAUGCACCGGUGGUGGUAGCCAAACCAGCAGUUGCUGUGGCGGCCGUGCCAGCUAUUGCUAAGGUCGCCUAUGCCGCGCCUGCUAUAGCCAAGGUGGCAUACGCGGCACCAGCUCUACACUACGGCCACCCUUAA